AUGUCCAACAUGGCCCGCAACCGCGUCAUCCCCGCUGUCAUCGCCUCCGGCCUCUUCGGCGGACUCCUCUACUCGACAGCCGGCGGCUCCAAUCAGCCUCGUCCCCGCGCCCGCCACGACGCAGCAGCCACCAACCUAAACGUCUCUGAGUCCCUCGAGUCCAUCGCCGGCACGGGCGGUAAGCACACCCGCAAGCAGUCCGACAUACCCUCCGACAUCGACCCCAAGAACACUCGCAUCGCGAGCCACAACCCAACCGCCCACGCCAAGCGGUCGCCCUCCAAGACGCUCGACCUCGGGGACGGAAGUGAGCCCAGCCAGCUGCCCAAGAAUGUCGGGCCUCACCGGGAUCUUUGA
Molecule: messenger RNA, 357 nt
Organism: Podospora pseudocomata
Lineage: Eukaryota; Fungi; Ascomycota; Sordariomycetes; Sordariales; Podosporaceae
Exons: 1
Coding region: 1-357 (118 amino acids)
Source: RefSeq, a predicted model, not a curated record